UACAGCGACACUGGACCCCGCUGUCCGCUUCCGCUGUUUGGAAGGACUUGUGUGGCAGAUUCGACAUAAAUUUCUAUGUGCGUAAUGUAAAAAUAUGCUCUAAAUCCUAUUUCAGGGAUUACAUUAAGUCGUACGAUGCCUCAAAACCAUCGAUAAAUUAGUGUUCUUUUGUCGUGCGGACGCUGGAGAGAUGGACGGACAAAAAGCAGGUGGUUCCCUGUUUUCGUGUCGGCUCUGCAACCUCUUCUCUCCCAGUCGCUCUCAGCUGCUGGCCCAUUGCUCCCAGCUACACCCCCAACAGGAUCCUCCUGAUGACAUCAUCAUUGCACUGCAGCCCCUCGUAGGAGCGCCUGUGGAGACGCUUGCAGAGAGCCCAGUGAAGCGAAAGCGAGGACGACCAAAAGGCUCUACAAAGAAGACUCGCACUGAUUUGACAGACGGCAAGGCUGACUCAAUCCAUUCUGUAGAGGAUAAUGUUAAAAAUGAACGAGCCGGGAAUAAGGAGGAGGGCAGUGGACAAUGUAGCUCGAUAGAAGGAGAAAGCCACGAAGGGACGUUGGGGCUGGAAUGUAGAGACUGUCAUCGCUCAUUCAGCAACAGACGACAGAUCCUCAAACACAUCUGCCUUAAAGAGGAGCAAGAAGAGGACAACGCAGAGGAGAAUGGGACCAUCAGUGGUGGAGCAGGAGUUGAUGGUUCUGGGAGUUCAGAUCCAGGUCCAAAGCAUACAAAACAAAACUCAUCCAGACCAGGACUUACAAGAGAAAAGGACGGUGGCAACUCCAGAACUCCAAGAACCAGCCGAAGCCGCGUCCCCAAAGACGGAUGCCUAGCAACAGGAAACAAGAAGUCAGUCAUCAGUGUUGUUCUGACUGAAGAUGAAAGACUUCCAGGCGUUUCUAAAAUGGUUCCAGUCGAGGAUCGUUCAGCACAAACAGAGUCUGCAGCUGUGAAGGCUCAACCUCAGCAGUCUGCAGUCUUCCAAAGUCAGUCAGAAGACCUUGCAAAUGAUGCCACUAUCUGUGAGGGUGAUCCUAAAACAUAUCAGGAGCCAAGAUCUGACACGACCUCCACAACAUCAUUAACAGCAGCAGCAGCAGCAGCAGCAGCAGCCAGCAGAGGCUUCCAGGAAUAUUCUAUCAAGCAAGAUGCUACCAAUUUACCUCAGAGCCAGUUGAAGAUCUUCGCCUGUGAGUUCUGUAAUAAGAUCUUUAAAUUCAGACACUCGCUGGUCGCCCACCUCAGGACACACACCCAGGAGAAACCGUUCCAGUGUCCACACUGUGACUACGCAUCUGCCAUCAAAGCCAACCUGAAUGUUCAUCUGAGGAAGCACACUGGAGAGAAGUUCAGCUGCCAGCACUGUCCUUUUAACUGUCUCAGCCCAGGACACCUCAAGGUCCACAUAGAGCGAGUCCAUUUGAAAGUGAAGCAGCACUGCAGCUUUUGUGAGAAAAAGUACUCGGAUGUGAAAAACUUGCUGAAACACAUGGAGAAACGACAUAACUUGAAAGACCCUGUGGUCCAACAGAGUUACCAACAACUCAGGUUAAAGACUCGUCAGGGCCUCAGACAGCUCCUCUACCACUGUCCCACCUGUAACCGGCGCUUUAAGAAUCAGCUUGAGCGGGAGCGCCACCUGUUGGUCCAUGGGUCCCAGCGUCCCUUUGCUUGCCUACUCUGUGACCAUGCUGCGACCAAGAUGGUUGCCCUUGUAGCUCAUGUCAGGAAGCACCUCUUCCUGUACGUGUGCUGCAUGUGUGACGGGAAGUUUGUCAGCUCUCAAAGGCUGAAGGGUCACCUGGCAGAGUCUCACAUUGAUCUAGACCAGGAGCAGGCCUUUGCUGACUGCAUCAACAACAGCUACUAUCUAAUGCAGCCUGGAGGAGGCAUGUGGGGGGAUGAUGAGAGGGAAGGGAUGAAUGAAGAGGUCAGGAUAGAGCAGGCAGGUGAAGACGAGAGGACGGGAGAGGAGGAGGGAAGAAAGGGUGUAAGAAGGGUGGAGUGGCAAGAUGGGGAAGGGCAGCAGAUGGAAGUAGCAGUGAUGGACAAUAGGGAGGAGAAGGCGGAAGAACGAGAUAAAGCUCAGGGUGAAAGUGCAGAAGAAGUGCAGGUGAUAGAGGGAGAAACAGCGAAAGAAGGAGAAUUAGAAAACAGAAGUGUGCAGCAAGACUCCCAGGAAUUGCUCCAUCAAUCCAUUUCCAUGGAGACCACAACUCUUGCUGACAGACAGCAUGAAGCAGAAGCUGGGGAGAAGUCACUGGACAACAUGACAGACUCAUGCAUCCCUGCAACUGAAGACAAUAGCCCGACAUUUUUAUCACCAGAGAGCGUUCACACCCCUCUUUUGGAGGACAGGACUCAAGAAAACACACACCCAGCUGAUGAGAACACACACGCAGCCAAAAAAAUAAGCACUUCUUCAUCAUCAGGAAAUACAAUUGUGUGUGAUGUGACUGUAAACACACAUUUGUCAUCAGCACCUAAAUCGGACGAUGGACAAACUCCAGAUUCAGAAAGGGUGUCGGAGGUUUUCCAUCAGAGUGCGUUCCAGCAGGUGUUCUCAUCUCUUCAGAAGACUCAGCUCAGUAUGGAGACUUUCCAACGGCUCAGGAAAAUUUACGGAGACCUGGAAUGUCAAUACUGUGGUAAACUGUUCUGGUACAAAGUCCACUAUAACGUCCAUGUACGCACACACACCAAGGAGCACUCUCAUUACUGUUCAAAGUGUAGCUACUCUUCCAUCACCAAAAGCUCUUUAAAGCGCCACCAGAUCCAGAAGCACAGUGGCCUGCUGCUGCCUUGUUCGAAUCCUGGCUGUAAAUACACCACACCUGACAAGUACAAGCUUCAAGCCCAUUUGAGGACGCACCAGGAACAGGGGAAGAGUGUGACUUGCCCAGUCUGUCAGCACAGCUGUCCAGAGCACAGACUGAAACACCACAUCAAAACAUCUCACCCAGACACACUCCCUCUCCAUGGCAAAGGACUGAUGGUGCAGCGUGCAGAGAAGUGCCCCUACUGUGACUCCUACUUCCUGAAGAACAGCAGCGACUUUCAGCGGCACAUCUGGGCCCACCAAGGUUUGAAGCCAUACGUCUGCAACCUGUGUGACUAUGCAGGCCGCAGCAGGAGUAACUUGAAGACUCAUAUGAAUCGACACAACACAGAGAGACGUCACCUCUGCGAUCUGUGUGGUAAAAAGUUCAAAUCUAAAGUGACGCUAAAAAGCCACAGACUGAGCCACAGCGAUGAAGGCAAACGGUUUCAUUGUUCGGAGUGCGACUUCACCUCGGUCUCUAAACCUUCCUUGCUCAGACAUGUGGAGCAGCACGCUGAGUUUAAGCCAUUCCGCUGCGCUCACUGCCACUACUCUUGUAACAUCGCUGGUCCCCUGAAGCGACACUACAACCUGAAACACCCGGAUCAGAAAUAUCACAAUGCUGGACCUGGACUGCCUAACCCCGAUGCUCUUGAACAGCAAGGUGGUCUGAAGUGUCCUGAAUGUGAGUUUGUUUAUGGCACCAAGUGGGAGCUGAACCGCCACCUGAAGAGCAAACACAGCCUGAAAGUGGUGGAGGGCACCUGGGAGGUGGGGGAGGCAGUGGAAGCCCACUGUGUUCCUGUGGACGAUGGAGGGCAGCUGCUGACAGACACAGCUGUAGCAGACCUGCAGGACAAUGUUAAUAUCCAGCAGAUCACUGAAUACAGUUCAGAGACUCACGACGCCGUCACCUCCAUGGUUGCCAUGGCUCCAGGCACAGUUACCGUCGUACAACAGUUGCAGGUGGCUGAUGAGCAGGAAGUCGGUAACGUCAGCAACCAGCUGAUGGUGGUGAACGCAGAGGGGGGUCUGACUGGUGACCAGGUGAUGGUGGUGGAGGAGGCGCAUGGCCUGGAGGCUCUGACAGUCCUUACUCAGGGAGAUAACACUCACCACUAUAUUGUCUAUGUCCAGGAGCACACUGUAGAAAUCAACUAGAAAAGCUAACAAUUCACCAUAGACCUGUUAAUCAGUGAGUAUCAGUGGAUCAGUUUUUUAAAAAGUAAGAUGACAUUAUGUACCAUUAAACAAUCAAAUCAGGAUUUAGUGAAUGUCUCCCCGUCAUCGUGAAGGAUUUACGUCAGUCAGAUUUACUAUUCAGUCACAUGGUAAAAAUAAAAACCAUAAGUGCAAUUGUGUUAUUAUGUGAUGUAUUUUGUACUACAGAGUAUAUUUAAAUAAAGCCCCUGUCCCGCACUGCUUGAUA
Molecule: messenger RNA, 4250 nt
Organism: Acanthopagrus latus (yellowfin seabream)
Lineage: Eukaryota; Metazoa; Chordata; Actinopteri; Spariformes; Sparidae
Product: zinc finger protein ZFAT-like
Exons: 24
Coding region: 191-3982 (1263 amino acids)
Biological process (GO): regulation of transcription by RNA polymerase II
Cellular component (GO): nucleus
Molecular function (GO): DNA-binding transcription factor activity, RNA polymerase II-specific; RNA polymerase II transcription regulatory region sequence-specific DNA binding
Source: RefSeq, a predicted model, not a curated record